AUGUCCUCUGAAACUACGGAGUGUUUCUUUGAAAUUAAUACUGGAGAUGGCUGGGAAAAAUCCCUGACUAAGAUUUUGAGCAGCUUUGAAGACCCUGUCUUCGACAUAAAUCCAACGUUGGGAUAUGCUUACGUGAAAGGCAAGACAGAUAGAUACCAAAUUUUGAAGAAGCUAAAGAAAGGUGGGAAACAUGCAGACCUCAAGAGGAUCACUUUUGGUUCUCAAGGAGAUGAUAAUAAUCAUAAUAACCCUCCCCAUGCUUCAUCACUUCCAAAAAUGGGCCCUCUUUAUGAUCCUUAUUAUCAUUAUGCCGAUGAUCUUUAUAAUUACCAUUCACGUGGAUACAACCCUUGGCAUGCUAACAACAACCUUAGUCACCUGUUUCUGAACAAUCCUCGCAAUUACCAUGGACCUAAUCAUCAUCUUCCUCAUCCCUUGCAUGGUCACGGCCAUGAAUGGAGGGGCUCCUUCCACCGACAUGACUCGCAUGUGACAAGUUCUUCCACAUCAUCGUCAUCUUCCCGCCCCGUGACAGGACCAAAACCAUCAACCCGACCACCAGUGACUGAACCAGUGCGUCUUGCUCCUUCUAGAAGGCUCGGAUUCAUUAAGAAAGUUUUUUUCAUCAAGAAAGGUAUUUCCAUUAAGAAAAUUACUAGGAAGUUUCGCUCAUGCUUGAGGUUUUGCGAUAAAAUCAAGUAACUCGUUAGCUCGCGUAUUUCACUUAACCAGGGAUUAUGAUAUAGUUUGAGUUUUGAUGUCAGUCAGGUGACGAGUUGAUGUCGUUUUCAUUUUUGUUUUUCCUCCCUAAAUAUA
Molecule: messenger RNA, 816 nt
Organism: Prosopis cineraria
Lineage: Eukaryota; Viridiplantae; Streptophyta; Magnoliopsida; Fabales; Fabaceae
Exons: 3
Coding region: 1-702 (233 amino acids)
Source: RefSeq, a predicted model, not a curated record